GUUUUUUUUUUGGUUUCUUUUUUUUCCUUGACAGUAAUUGAUUAAAAACCAAAUCCUUUCUGGCUUCUGAAAGGCCAGACUGUUAAGACUUUCAGGCGAAUAGCAGAAGCAUUUUUGUUCCAAAGGAUAUGGGAAAAGGAAUUCUUUUGAGUUGGCUGUGGAGAGUUGGUAUCUGUGCUGUUACUGGGCACUGGCUUUGCACGUGGGUGUCUCACUGUUAAAGUAUAGUUAAGAUAUAUAGUACUGGGGUUUGGCUGUUUGCAAUUUCACUUUCUGGCACAGGGAUUAGAUAAUCCAUGUGUUGUUAAGACCAUUGAGAAUUUCUCAGGCAAGGACUAGUGUUUUACUAAGAAUUAAUUUUGUUGAGCACAGCUGUCAUUAGUGGCUUCUGCCCACUGUCUGACAAAUGCUGUAGCUUUUUCUUCUAUAGUAAUAAUGUUUCCUUCCAGAACCAAAAUAACAGAUCAAGGAAGAUACCAAGUACCUCCUUAGUUUUAUUAUGUGCUAGGGUUUGUCAGUUGUUGUCUCUUGGUUGUUUUUUUUUUUUCUUAAUUGGAGUGAGAUUUCUCAUGAAUAAUGAAAUUAAUGUCUUUUGCAGCCAAAAUAAACAACAUAUGGUCAGGGAGAAAGGGACCAGGAAAAGAUGAGGAAGGCACAGCAGCAGCUGAAGCUGAUAGGAGACAAAAUGGACUGAAGGAAACAGAGAGGGGCCAGAUGAAAGAGGCAUGUAUAAAAAGAGGAUUCACCAGCCCCUGUGACUGAAUUUGAGCGAUAAUGUCAAUGGAAUUAACACAUUGCCAUUGUUGAAUGGUCUCCUGUGGCUAUAUAAACAUCAAGAUUUGUUGGCACUGUCUCACCUAAUGCAAGGCAGAAGUUACUAAUGAGGAUGUGGCACAGAAGCAGUUUGGAACUCCUUGGGUCACAAAAUCAGUGAAGAUGGCUGCACUGCAGAGGCAAAGCUGGUCAGGGGGACAGUACUCAUUCUGUGCAGAUGGCAGAGGAUCCUUCUCAAAGAGUUGCCAAGAUGCUCUGGAACUGUGGCCUCUGAGUGCCAGCAGUCUGGGAGCCCCAGGCAGCAGCCAGUGAUGGGGAGAUAUCACUGUGCUGGAGAGCUGGGAUGCUUGUGUACAAACCUGCUCCCUACAGGGUGCUGCUGAGCAGUAAGGACCCUGCUUCAGGUCAUUUCAGCCCCAGCCAUUGCUGCAGAUCCUUCCUCUCUUUGUCCCUUUGGACAUCAAAGGCUCGCAAGGGGACAGCCCUGGCGGGAAGCUCCUCCCUGCUCAUUAGCCUCCAUAAAACAGGAACUCACCUUGGCUAGCUGUGCUUGUCCCAUCCUCAUCCCGCUCACUCUUGACACUGGAUCUCGGAAGGAAGGGCUUGUGCUUGCUUCAGGAAAUCAGACCUGCUUUGGAACUGGACUAUUUUGGCUCCUCUUGUGAGAACUCUGGUGGCUCUCUUGGCCCUGCAAGCUCCUCAACGUCACAGUACAUGGAAAAAUGCAAGCUUUACCAGACGUGAAAGCGCCGUGUGAGGCCCUUCCUUCCCCCAGCCUGGAGCCCUUCCCACAGAGCUCCAUCGUGGUCACCCUCGAGGACAUGGGGCUCUGGAUGAAGUUUCACCAGAUAGGAACUGAGAUGAUCAUCACCAAAUCUGGCAGACGAAUGUUUCCUCAAUGCAAAAUCAAAGUCUCUGGCUUAAUCCCAUAUGCCAAGUACCUCAUGCUGGUAGAUUUUGUGCCAAUGGAUAACUUCAGGUACAAGUGGAAUAAAGAUCAGUGGGAAGUUGCUGGAAAAGCAGAGCCCCAGCUCCCUUGUCGCACCUAUGUCCACCCAGAUUCCCCAGCUCCUGGCAGCCACUGGAUGAAAGAACCUGUCUCCUUCCAAAAACUGAAGCUCACUAACAACACUCUGGAUCAACAUGGGCAUAUCAUCCUGCACUCCAUGCACCGUUACAAGCCGCGCUUCCACAUCGUGCAGGCAGACGAUCUGUUCAGUGUCCGCUGGAGCAUCUUCCAGGUGUUCAGCUUCCCUGAGACUGUCUUCACUUCUGUCACUGCCUACCAGAACGAGCAGAUUACAAAGCUCAAGAUUGACAACAAUCCCUUUGCUAAAGGUUUCCGUGAACAUGGGAAGAACACUCGAAGGGAAGGACGAGCAAAAUGCCAGAAGCCCAGUCCAGCCAAGAGCCAGAAGAGGAAGCUGCCUGAGGAAAAGGAGCCUGCUGCUGAGGAACGUGAUUUUGAGAAGGAUGAGAAUGUAGAUGUGAAGGAAGAGAGUAACCCUGUGGUGGUGAGCAGUGGAUAUCCCUUCUGGGGCUCGGAGCAGAACAGCAGCCAGGCCUUCCCUGCAGCCUCACCAGUGCCUGCUGAGCAGAGGGAGGGGCUGGCCAGAGAGCAGCAAGUGCCAACGCCCUCCUACCAGACAUAUCGGUUCCACGAAGCUGGGGACAGCCAGCAGCUUCCCAGCCGCGAUGCCGCGACCUUGAACGAUUUCCGGGCGAGGUGCCACGCCUUGGAUCUUGCCAUGGUGCCUGAGCACGACUCCAAACAGCUCCCAGAGGGCUUCACCAACCUGCCCCCACUGCCCCCACCUCUGCCUCCUCCCCAGGACUACUCAGGAGUGGUGAACAUGGCUCUGGACUCGGUGGGGAAAGCCGGGGCCCGCGCGCCCAUGUACAGUCCCUAUGGCACCGAGCAGGGCCUGGGGCAGUGGGUGGUGCCUCCCCACAGCCAGUACAGGGCAAUGAGCUAUUCAGCCUUCUCCACGGAGUACAACACACAAGGAACUCCAGGACAUGCCCAUGGCACCAUGGCAGAGUGGAGCCAGUACCCUCUGUUCCCCUAUGCCUGCUGGUGAAUGGGGAGGACUCUUCCCAGUGAAAAAACUGAAAGAAAAUUGUAAAUGACAUUGAAUUUGCUCUGGGGUGUUGGACUUGUGAAACUUUGCCUACACUAGGCAGAGGUAUUUGCUGCAAGCAGUAGCAUGGGACACUUCACUUCCUUGUCUCCUUGCACAACAGCCCUCACCAUAUUUCACAAGCAGUGGUUAAACUGGUGGCUGCCCCAGCAAUGUCAUUGUGGGUCAGGCUCAAUGUGUUCUGCAGUGGUUUUUUUCCUAGCAGGAGUAGGAAACCACAGGUCUGCAAGAACAGUAUUUAAAGAGCUGCUGAACUCACAGUCACAGUGUUGGCACCUCGCAUUUGGCAGUUUCCAACAUCCCUUCCUCGUGGGACUUGGUGCAAGGAGAUAGGGGCUGAGGACUUCCAGUAAGUCAUCCAUGUGGCCAAGAGGCUGUAGAACAUAUUGCAAAGAUGAGGAAAGCAAGCAAUCUUGGUGAACUUUGAACUUGGUGAACUUUGAACUUGGUGAACUUUGAGCAGCUUCCUCAGUUAGUAUAGUCAAAGUAAAGCUAAAGUCUCACCUUUCUUCCAGCAGCAGCAGAGAGUCAAAUGCACAGCAAGGUGUGUCUGGAGCACAGCAGUGGGUCGUGCAGGCAGGGGAGAGUUUGUCCCAUGCAGGAGAAGUAGCAGCAAGGCUGUGUGUGGUGUCUUCCUGUCCCCGUGCCCAUCCCUCCUCUGUCAGCCCCAGGUCCAAGGUCAGUGACACACUCUUCAUUCCGUGGAGGUGGAGGGAGGUUGUUCAUGGAACGUGGGGGACUCCUCUGGGGCUUUCCGAGGUUGUCAGAAGCAGGGCCAUGAACUUCAGUGCUGCUGUGUCACUCCAACCUCUUCCUUUAGAGGGAGAGGAAAUUUUCCACUGUGAACUUACCCCUCCUGCUUCCUGCCACCCCUGGAGAAUAUAAUUUAUAGUUGUGGUUCCUGCGCUGCUCUGAGUGUGUGUGAAGUCAUCUUGCUGCUGUUUGGGAGUCUGUAGGAUCUGUCCAUGUUCAGUUAUCAGAGUGGUUCCACCUCCCUCCGCUCUGGUCCCAUCCUGAGCAGGAGCAGCCUGUGCAUUGCCAUGCAAGAAGGGAUUCUUCUCAUCUUCCUGUUAGAAGAGGGAGGCCUCCCUGUUUGUCCAAGUGCAGAUGGCCCUGGCGUUGGGGACUUGGUGAGACAGACUCAUUGCUGCUCAGGGAGGAUAGACAUGUUGCUGAGUGUUAUUUAGGGAAUGUUUUCAUGUCACACUAAUAGCUGCUGUGUGGCCUGCAGCCAUCAGUAGGCACCGAGGUGUGUCAUUUAUCCUGUGUGCACACAUGUGAAAAUGUGUGGGUGUAUGUGUCUCUGAGCAGACCUUGGCAGGUUUGUGCCCAGUGCCUCAGGAGCCCUGUGCAGGGACACUGGGAAAGGCUGUGCACCAGGUUCUUGGGGCACCAGCUCCUCACUGUGCAUCUGCAUAGCGUAGGGAUGUUGAGCUAUGUUAUUAUUGUUAAAAUUGUGAAAAGUAGCCCUGUAAAUGUGGACUCAGCUACAAUGACUGUUUCCUUAUUUAAAUUGUAUAGUGUGAACUGCUUUUGUACCACAGUUAUGAUAUGUACAGAGCAGCUGAGUACUUCCCCUGGGGUUCCCAGGAUUUGAGGAUGUGCAGCAUUGAAAUAAAGGUCAGACUUUGCCACAGUACAUGUACACAAUGCCCUGUGAGCCUCCCCUCUGAUGGCACCCUGGCCAGUAGUGAUUUGUACCUGCUGUGCAUGAUACAUGUGUGGAUAUGAGCAACUCACUUACAAAGAAAUCUGUCUGGAGAAACAAAAUGUGGAGCAGGUUGUGUUGGUUUUUUUUUUUUUUUUAAUGCCAAAAUACCAUGAUUUCCUGCUGUCCAAAUGCCGGCUGUGUGAAGGGCAGGUCAACUGUAAAAGGCUGUCUCUGGCUAUCAGUAGUUACCACCACUGUCCUUCACAUCUUGGAAAUGAGACGAGCAGAAUGGCUGGGGAGGUGAGUGAGUGCCUCGAGCACCAUGUGCAGGGACCCGAGGGGGUUACUUUGUGCAGAACACAGGAUCACUGCCAGCAGCAUGCCCACAACAGAGAGAAUGCAUUCCCCACAGGCUACCUGGCUGGAUCUGUUUCUUCAUCUUUGUAGCUGGGAGGUGUUUCCCUGUCACAGAGUGCUAAUAAGGAUGAAAAGCUGCAGUGAGCAUGAGUAACUGAGGACAGCUGGGCAGCACUGGGGAAUUCCUGUGAAAAUAGGACUGCAAUGCUUUUUCUUUCAAACCUUUGGUCGCAGUACAGGUGCUGCUGCCCCCUGGGCCUGUCGGUAGAGCUGGUUUGGCAGACUGGCUCUGCACUGGGGUAAAAGACUCAGCUUUGUGCCUAGGACGAGCCAUCAAUUACUCAUCAGCCUUCUGUUGCAACAGGACUGCUUGCCCUUCUCCAGUGAAUCAUGCAGCUUGCUGGAGAAGCACCUAUCCUUUCUCUCUGAUUAGAGACUGCUCUCGGCUUGUUUGGGAAGCCUUUGGAGAUUUAGCCUGUAGGUGUGCUCUGGACUCCGCUCCCGCCCCCUCCCUUUGCAGUUCCCACUGGCUUGUUUUCUUCAGCUGUGGCAUUUAAAGUCUGUAGGAGCUCGACUGAAAUGCUGGUUUUGCACGCAUGUGAGAUAAUGCAAUGCCUCUGACAGCUUCAAUAAAAGGAAACAAGACAUGUGGAAGUCAGGCCAUUAAGACUAAUAAAAUA
Messenger RNA from Catharus ustulatus (Swainson's thrush), 5603 nucleotides. RefSeq names its product T-box-containing protein TBX6L. Gene Ontology annotation, molecular function: DNA-binding transcription factor activity, RNA polymerase II-specific; RNA polymerase II cis-regulatory region sequence-specific DNA binding. Gene Ontology annotation, biological process: positive regulation of DNA-templated transcription; regulation of transcription by RNA polymerase II; cell fate specification. The record is from RefSeq and is a predicted model, not a curated record. Gene Ontology annotation, cellular component: nucleus. Lineage: Eukaryota; Metazoa; Chordata; Aves; Passeriformes; Turdidae. The transcript has 14 exons. The coding region runs from base 1497 to 2855 and encodes 452 amino acids.